Peronospora matthiolae is the source of this 999-nucleotide messenger RNA. The record is from the annotation of a GenBank genome assembly. NCBI's taxonomy places the organism in Eukaryota, Oomycota, Peronosporomycetes, Peronosporales, Peronosporaceae.
AUGACUUCGGAAGGCCAUUGUGUUUUUGUGCUGGUCUACGUGGACGAUGUCUUGGUGACUGGAAGCUCGCUCGAGAUGAUUGCGCGCACCAAGAACGACCUCAAGACACGCUUCGAGAUGACGGACAGCGGCAAGUGUGCCUUUGUUCUUGGGAUCGAGUUAUUGGACGGUGAAGAUGGCAGCGUGACUAUGUGUCAGCGCCGUUAUGUCGACGAUGUCCUCAAGCGCUUUGGAAUGGAUGAGUGCAAGGCUGUGGCAAGUCCGGUGGACGUCAGCUCUCGACUGGUUCCGAGCAACUCUGCGAGCAAGGUGGAUGUCCCAUUCCGUGAAGCAGUGGGUGCUUUGAUGCAUUUGAUGACUGCAACGCGACCGGACAUCGCCUAUGCUGUAAGCUUUGUGUCACGGUUCAUGGAGAAACCCCAAGAAGAACACUGGGUUGCAGUCAAACGCAUCUUUCGCUACCUACAAGGAACCAAGAUGCAUGGAAUCUGCUACAAGCCAAGUGCGAAGAUCGACUUUCGUGGCUAUUCAGAUGCAGACUGGGCCGGUGACCUUGCUGAUCGCAAAUCGACGUCCGGCUACGUCUUCAUGCUAUUGGGUGCUCCGGUGAGUUGGGGCAGCAAGAAACAGCCAAGUGUAUCACUGUCUACAAGCGAAGCGGAGUACAUCGCGCUCAGCCUGGCGAUCCAAGAAGGCAAGUGGAUCAAUCGCUUGCUGUGCGAGAUCAUGGCGGCUGCAAACGAAGAAGGACCCGAGCUCGUCAUCCGUGAAGACAACCAGUCGUGCAUCAAGAUGACGAAGAAUCCGGUCAACCACGGCCGCGCUAAACACAUCGACAUCAAGUACCAUCACAUCCGUGAUGAAGUCAAGCGCGGCGAAGUGAAGCUUGAAUACUGCGAGACGACGUUGAUGUUGGCGGACAUCAUGACGAAGGGACUUCACGGACCGCGUCACAAGGACUUGACGGCGGCGCUUGGCAUCCGUGCGUGUUCGGAUUGA